AGUUUUUCUACAAAUCAAAAACAGGCUCAGACACGUGACUUUAUCAAUAAAACAAGAGGAAGGAAAAACUAUGGCUGUUCUGCCAAACGACCACCAGGUGACAGGAGAAAGUGCGCAGAAUGAGCCAUCGGGUUAAAACUUCUAAUCGAAAGUAAAUUGUCAGCUGGACUUUCCGACAUUUUCAUGCUCUGCAGUCACCGUCUUUGUGAACGAGAGCCUUCACGGAACACAUUUGUUUUGAUAGCUGAGGUUAUACUGUGGACAGAAAGCACCGAGGGACAAACGUGACUCAAAUCCUCAUCAGGUUUUAGUUUCCUCCAACAACGCAGUGUAACUUUGUAUCACCUCUGAUCCCUCAGAAGCGGUUCUUCCUCAUCUGUCGGCUGCUUUUGGUCCGCACUCCUGCUGAAGCUCACUUUGAGACUCCUGAAAUGCACCGAACAAGUUGGACAGCAGGACACCUGAGCUCUCACCUGCCCGUCCUCAGCCAUUCACAUUCACAUUAAUCUAUGGUUUCCAGGAGGACCUGACCGACACACCAUCAGGGACAGGAUGGUCUGGGUUCUUCUGCUGGUCGUCCUCACAGCCUCAGUCUGUGGGAUGUUUGCUGAGAGAAAGACUCCCACCGUGUAUCAGGCGGAGGAGGACGACAACAUCACCGUCACAUUGGACAGUCAUGACCAAACCGACUUGUCUCUCGCCAACAUCAUUUGCUUCCUCCAGUCGAAGCCUCUGAAGGUUUUGUAUCAAAUGAGUGUUGGUGCUGAGCUCCCAGAGUCUCAGCAUCAGCAGUUUGCAGGACGGGUGCUCUGUGACGGAGACGCCCUGAGACGAGGACGAGUCCGACUUCACGUGUCCAGAGUCACAGCUGAAGACUCGGGAGAUUACAGGUGUGAUCUGGCUGCUGAUUACGACAGGAAGGAGAGGAGAUGGAGGCUGCUGACCACCGAGUAUUUUGCCGUGAAUGUGGCCCAAAGCAGUGAUGUGUCUCUCAACCUGGCAGCUCCUCAAGGUGCAAACCCCCCACCAGGAGGCCCACAGAGAAACAUUACUGCUCCAAUAUUACUGGUGAUUGUAAUUUUUGCAGUUCUAAUUUGGGCAACUGGACAUCUGAGAGGACUUCUUCGUGGGAUACGAAGGAUGAUACAAAUGUAGGAUGACGAGGGGUUUUGAGAAAUCUGGCCCAGCUGAACAAGUUACGUCCCAUCCCACAAACUGCUCCAGGUGUGAGUGCAGCGUGGACUGCGGGACCUGACAGUGGAAAGGCCACAUGUAGCUCUAUUAUUCUCAGCCUCUACAAGAAGCCCAUUUAUUGUUUCUUGCUGCUUUGGUGUUUAUUAUUUAUUAUGCUCACUUGGCACGUUCAGCUUGCACCUUCGUGGCCUUGCUGUCCAAACAGGCACCUGUUCUUGAUACACCUGAUGCACCUAAUACGAUGUGUGCGAGUAUUAGCAAAGUGGUGCUCAACCAGCUCAUUUUGAAAUGGUUAUUGUAAGGCACAGUAAGAAGAAGAAAGAGAGUUUUAAUCAAGAUGUUAUAACAUCCUGUUCAGCCUCUAUGAGACGCUUUGUGGUGGUAACGCAGACUGCAAAGGCAAACUGGGUUUUUCUUUUAUCUCCAAAUGAGGAAAGUUUAAAAGGUGUACUGAAAGCGAUGUCAUGCUUCUCUUGACUGAUACAAACAAUAAAUGAUUCUUGCGUUGUGGUUUUUAUCAAUAAAGCACAAAGACAUUGGUGAAA
Scatophagus argus is the source of this 1739-nucleotide messenger RNA. RefSeq lists its product as uncharacterized. NCBI's taxonomy places the organism in Eukaryota, Metazoa, Chordata, Actinopteri, Scatophagidae. The transcript has 8 exons. The record is from RefSeq and is a predicted model, not a curated record. Bases 553 to 1155 code for a protein of 200 amino acids.